Molecule: messenger RNA, 3672 nt
Organism: Neospora caninum
Lineage: Eukaryota; Apicomplexa; Conoidasida; Eucoccidiorida; Sarcocystidae
Product: wd repeat protein, related
Exons: 10
Coding region: 1-3672 (1223 amino acids)
Biological process (GO): ribosomal small subunit assembly; maturation of SSU-rRNA from tricistronic rRNA transcript (SSU-rRNA, 5.8S rRNA, LSU-rRNA)
Cellular component (GO): small-subunit processome; Pwp2p-containing subcomplex of 90S preribosome
Molecular function (GO): protein binding
Source: RefSeq, a predicted model, not a curated record
AUGUUUUCGUAUUCAUUCACAAAUCUUCUGGGGGCACCCUUCGACAGCGCUCAGGCGCGCAUUGCUUUCGACAAGCGCGUACAGUGUCUGUACACCCCAACAAGCAAUAGGGUCGCAUGCUACCGCCUCCACACCCAGGACCAUUCUGCAAAUGCACUCGUUUCUAGUCUUUCUUCGACCUCGGAAGCGUCAGCAUCGAGUCAGAACCGAGGGUCCUCUCAAAGGCGCUUAGAACAGGAGGGCCGAGAAGAUGGAAUCUCUCAGGAGGAUUCGCACCAUGCGGACCAGACGACGGGUAGCAGCGGAGUCUUCACUUUGCCUUUUGAGGCUCGUGUGGAUGUUGCCUGGUUCGCCAUUAGAUCAGACAAUCUGCUAGCCAUCUGUAUCGAUCUCCACGGUCAGGGCAUGGUCGUCAACCUUGCAAAGGGCUGUGUCGUGAACCGAAUUCAAUUCAAAAGCAAUACCAGCGCCGAACAGAAACGGAAAUGGGACGCAGUGAAAGACCUCCAGCAUGCUGUUACCGGAGCUGCCUUUUCCCCAGAUGAUCGCUUCUUCGCCGUCGCUGUCGGACGAUCUGUUCAGGUCUGGCAUGCUCCCACAGCCCGCCAUGCGUAUCAGCUUCGCCUUCUCCGAACCAUGACUCUUCACCAGCAGACGAUCACCACGCUGUCAUGGUCCCCGGACUCGACUCACCUGGUGACUGGCAGUUUGGAUUGCACUGUGCGACUGUGGCGAGCGAAAGCAGCCAAGUCUGCCUUCGUUUCUACGUCAGUUUCUGCGGAAGGCAACGGCGCGGAGGGUCUGGUUAUCCGAGAUGAAGAAGAGAAUAUAACGCGACCUGAUGGGGGGGUGCUAGAGGAAGAGAAGGGGAACUUUGGACGUCCUGGAAGUGGAUCACACAAGAAAUCAGAGCCAGGAGAGACAUGUGGAGACGACGAGUUCAUACCCGUCGCGUUUGUCUCCCAUAAGUAUCCCCUUCGAUUCGCGUGUUUCUCCGGCUGUCUCACACGCAUCAUAUCUGUCAACCGUGAGGGAGGCAUUGUCUUGUGGAAAUGGACUGAGAAACAGCGAACUGAAGAGGAACACGAAAUGGUCCGUCUGAAGCUUCUCAAGUGUGAUCCUACCGCGGAAACUCAGUCGCUAAAAAAAAGAUUGAAGAAGAGGAGAAAGGCCGGAGGAGAUGCGUAUGUUAUUCAUCCUGGGCGCCGCGAGUUGGGACGGAAAUUGCUUGAGGCAAGGAACCAGCGAAAGGCCGAGCUCAACCAAGGGAGCUGUAGCGAUGAAGACUCUGAGCCGACAUCGGACGAAGAACAGGAGGGGAGCGCUACGGCCGGGGACAGGGCUGGAGAUCAGAAAACCAGGAAGCGACGAUCUGGAGAGCCCCAGGCUUCGAGUGGUUCGUCUUCUGCGCCAGUCAACUACAUGCGCGGUGUGUGGAAGACGGAGACAAAGGCUCUCUGUUCAUUAGGACGGGGGCACCACGUAACCCAAGCGUGUACUAACCUCAGUCCCUACUAUUCUGCCUCGUAUCCUUGCUCUUCCUCCCCUUCGCAGUACCUCUUGGUGGCUUUCUCGGGAGGUGCUUUCCAGUUGUACGAACUCCCCACGCUCGCUGUCCUCUGUAAGCUGUCUCUCGGCUUGGCGUCUCUGGAUGCCAUCACGCUCUCUUUUGACGGCGAAUGGAUUGGCGCCCUGGCGGUGGAGUCGCAGACGCUAGUCGUCUGGGAGUGGAGAAGCGAGACGUACGUUCUUCGCCAGCAGUCGCAUGCACAUGGCCUUCGCGCGGUCGCGUUCUCGCCCGCAGGCGACGCCGCGCUCUCGGGUGCCUCUCGCAUUGGGGCCAAGGCCGGCGUAGGCGGGGCAGCGCAGCAGUUCCAAGGAGCUGGGGGAAGCCUCGGGCUCGGCAACUCCCGAGGAAUUGUCGCCACAGGGAGCACAGACGGCCGCGUCAAGCUCUUCGAUGCAGAAACAGGCUUCUGUUGCUGCAGCUUCGCCGACCACGCAGCCGCCGUCACAGCCCUGGUGUUUGCACCCGGCGGCAACGCGGUCUUCACCGCCUCGCUUGACGGCACAGUGCGGGGCUACGAUCUCCUGCGUUACCGCCAGUUCCGUAUCUUCACGGCGAAACCCGGGCGAGCGGAUGCAGGGUUUGGGGCCAGUGGAGCCGCCUCCAAGACGUCGCUUCUCGCGGACCUACCCAGCGGCAGUGUGCAGUUCUCCUCGCUUGCCAUUGACGCCGGCGGCGAGCUUCUGGUCGCAGGCGGCCAGGGGAGCGUGUAUUCGGUCUUCGUUUGGAGCAUCCAGACAGGCAAAGUAGUCGAUGAGCUGACCGGGCACGAGGGGCCCAUCGUCGCGGUCGCCUUUCAUCCGCAUCCGAAUAAGCAGGGACUGGUUGUCACAGGAAGCUGGGACAAAAAAGUGUGGGACCUCUACGCGCGGCGAUCUCACGGCGGAGCCCCCGAGACUCUCCAGCAGGCAGGAGGCGUUCUGUGCCUGGCCUUCGAUCCUCGCGGCUCGGAUCUCCUCGCGGUGGGCGGAGAAGGCGGCCGAGUCAUCCUUUGGGACACUUCGCUCGGAGGCGACGAAGGCGUCGUCGCGACUCUCGAUCUCGUUCGGGACAUCCAAGGAGGCCGCGCCAGUCAGAACGACCGCCGAGCAAGGAACAACUGGGUUUCAAAAGAGAAGAAGGAGGCUCUCGGGAACACAGCAGGACUGGACUUGAACGUAUCUGUGGACUCUCUCGCCUUCUCGUCCACGGGCAGUCUGUUGCUUGUCGGCAGUCGACACUGCGCGACUACUUUCUUGUACGAGGCGCGAAGUGGCGCCCUCCUGGCGAGGUUCUCGCUGACGCGGAAUCGUCUGCUUGAUGGGAUCCUAAGAGAGUUGAAUUCCCGCUUUAUUACCGACAGCGGUGACCCCCUACAAGAAUACGAUCUCUCCGAUGAAGACGAUGCGCUAAACGAAGGAGUGCGCGAACGCCGGAGAAUCAAACAACAUUUCGCCUUGCCAGGUGUCCAAGCUGGCCAGUUCGCCUCGAAGAAAUCGCGCCUCUUCCUUCUUCACCAGGUCGCCUUUUCCGCAGACAGCAGAAGCUGGGCUGUGGCUACUUCACACGGUCUUUAUAUCUUCAGCUUAGACUCGAAGAGCGGAAUGUACGCGGCCUUCGGAACCUCCUCACGACUUGCAUGCGCACCGCCACCGAUGCUGACGGCGAACGUCACGACGGGAAGCAUCUCACGAGCGCUGGACCGGCGCGAAUAUGCGAAGGCGUUCAUCCUCAGCUUGGUGUUGAAUGACCUGCCGACACUGUUGUCGAUCUACGAGGCGAUCCCUCCGUCUUCCGUCGUUCUUGUCUGUUCCUCUCUUGCGCCGGCGUUGCUGCCUCCUCUCCUCUUCUUCCUCCAUCUUCUGGUCUCCACGGACGUCGGCGUGGGGACGCCCCACCUUCAGUUGCAUCUUCUGUGGCUACGGAGCGUCAUGAAGCUCCACAUGCACGUAUUCCAAGGGGUCUCUGUCGAUCUGCGAACGCUCUUCCUGUUGAUUCUCCGCCAGUUACAACAGCAACAGGCGAACCUUCAUGCGCCAUUCUGCUCCAAUCUUCACACUCUCGCCUUCAUCAACGCGUCGAUCAGAAACAACCGACCCGAGCAGGAGGCCCUCUGUCCCAGUUGA